This is a messenger RNA of Limulus polyphemus (Atlantic horseshoe crab), 2613 nucleotides long. RefSeq names its product coiled-coil domain-containing protein 6-like. NCBI's taxonomy places the organism in Eukaryota, Metazoa, Arthropoda, Merostomata, Xiphosura, Limulidae. The record is from RefSeq and is a predicted model, not a curated record. Bases 14 to 1321 code for a protein of 435 amino acids. The transcript has 8 exons.
UACAUUUCGUAAGAUGGCGGAUAGUGCAAGUGAAAGCGACAGUAGUUCUGUUGAUGGGAGUUUGAUGAUUCCUCCCUCUCCAAUGACCCGAGAACAGUUUCAAAAACGUAAUGAAUCUCUUUUACAAGAAAACAGGGUGUUAAAGAUGGAAUUGGAUACUUAUAAACUUCGUGUGAAAAGCUUACAAGAAGAUAAUCGUGCUCUUCGACAAGCUAGCGUAAAUAUUCAAGCAAAAGCUGAGCAAGAAGAGGAGUAUAUUAGUAACACUCUGUUGAAAAAAAUCCAAGCCUUGAAGAAAGAAAAAGAAACUUUAGCAUUGAAUUAUGAACAGGAAGAAGAAUGCUUAACCAAUGACCUCUCACGCAAAUUGAAUCAGUUACGCCAUGAGAAAGUUCAGCUGGAACAGACACUUGAGCAAGAACAGGAGGCAUUAGUUAACAGAUUGAUGAGAAAAAUUGAAAAGUUAGAGGCUCAAACUUUGACCAAGCAAUCAAACUUGGAACAGCUACGUCGAGAGAAAGUUGAACUGGAGAACACCCUUGAACAGGAACAAGAAGCACUUGUCAAUCGUUUAUGGAAGCGAAUGGACAAACUUGAAACAGAGAAAAGGAUGCUUCAACAAAAACUUGAUCAGCCAGUCUCUGCACCAACUUCACCUCGAGACAUUAAUAAUGGUGAUACAGCUGCCAACUUGACACUUCAUGUACAGCAUCUUAGGAAUGAAGUUGCCAAGCUCAAAAUGCAGUUGUUAAAUGCCCAACAAGAACACUCUGAAAAGAUGGCUCAGUUUGCCAUGGAUGAAAAGCAAAUACGUGAGGAGAAUAUUCGACUUCAGAGAAAAUUACAAAUGGAGACGGAACGUCGAGAAGCUCUUUGUCGUCAUUUGUCAGAAAGUGAAUCUAGUCUGGAAAUGGAUGAAGAAAGGCAUUUUAAUGAGAUGUCUCAAGGCUAUAAUGUUCGGCAGAGGACUGUCUCCAGUCCAAUUCCGUAUAAGUCCUCUCCUAACUCUUCUAGACCAUUAAGCCCAGGUGUGGGAUUUGGAAAUCCAGAUAUGAUCAGCUCUCCAAGUCCAUUGGGUCACUGUCCACAUUGCAUGCAGCCUAUUUAUCAAAUUAUUGCUCCAAGUGGUUAUUUACCCAGUACGUCACCACCACCAUCUCUGUUGAACAUCCAUUCUACCCGUAUUCACCAGGGAGCAUCAACAGCUACAACUCGACCAAGCAGCUCUCAGGAAAAGUUUAUAAAACCAGCCCCACCAACUAAUCCCCACCAUGUUGUAGUUACUUCUCAAUCAACUUCAACAUCUGGAGACAAAAGCUAAAUUCAGAAGAUCCUUGUAUAAAAGGGUGUCUGGUUUCCAAGAGAACAGAGAAAUGGCAAAAAAUAAAUAUUUUUUAAGGGUGAAGCUUUAUUUAGUCAUUAUACUAACAUGACCAAAAAAAAAGGGAAUUUUUGAUGAAAUGUUUUUUUUUUAAAAAGGUAAGAAGUUAUGGCUUGCCUAUCUUUCAGUUUGAAGCCAAGAUAACUCCAGACCUGCUUUAUGUCUUUCAAAAGAAGUUCUUAUUCCAGUCAUAGGAGUGUGAUGAAUUAAUGUAAAUAAGCAUUAUGUUUCUAUUUGUGUGCUUGAGCAUUACCUACAUUUUUUCUUUGUGGUGCCUUUAAAAGAGCUGUUGAUUAUAUAGUUUGUUUUUGUGUUAAAAAUAAACAUUUUUUACAUGAGUUUGGCAGGUUUAAAAAUUUGUUAAAUUACAGAAUUUUAUAAAUGAUAUUUAUCAUUUUGUUUGAAUAAAUUUGCUAAACACUAAUUGUAAAAAAAAAGAAAAGAAUACACUAUGAAUAUAAGGGAAACCUGAGUAUUUACACCAUAUUUUUACACGCUUGAGUAAUAAUAGGCACAUCCAUUCAAGAACUGUAUUUCUAAUUAUAAUAGUGUUUGACUAGUAAGCCUUGAAAUAUGUUUCAGAAAAGGUGUUUAUCUUUAUAUUUUAAAACUAAUUUACUUCUGUUGUUAUUAUAAGUUACAGUUGCUUAUUGAAUUACAUUUGAAAAAGAAACUCGUGUGAAGCAGGAGAGCAGAUCAUGUGUAUUAUAAUAGAGGUGUCAUUCAAGUGAAGUAACUUAAUUAUUAAUGUAAUACUGUAAUGAUUACAUCAUAUCUGGGCUUUUUUUCUAACUGUUGGACAAGAAUGAAAUUUUGGAAAAUGAACAUUGUAAGGAAACUGAAAGAAGUAUGAUAGUACCUGUGUUAUCUACAAUAGUCUGAAACUUCUAGAAGUUGUUUCCAAUUAGGCCCCGCUACAUCCCAAGUUAUAAAAAUAUGAGCAAAUUUUUUUCAUUAAUUAGUAUGUCACAGAACGUUGGUUUUACAAAACUGUAAAAUUACGUACUAGGUUCUUGAAGGAAACCUGAAAAAUAGUGUGUAUAUACACACACACACAAAUUACAUAUACUUACUAUAGUAAAUAUUCAUGUUAAACCUUUUUUCCUUAAGUUUGUUUUGAAAGUAAUUUUUAAGUUAAAAAUGUUGGUUUGGGUAAAAUAUAUUUCUAGUUGAAUAAAAUAGUACAAUUAUGUCCUUAAUGUACUAGACAGAAUAAAUGCUUGUAGUGCGAA